AUGGAUUUUGAACGCGAAGACUCUCCGCCACCAGCUUACUCCGAGUCGGACUACGACAAAAAGCUCUCUUCAGCUAUCCAGUUCUUGGAGAUUUCUGAGGAAACUGAAGAAGAAGAAUGGAACGAGGGUAGAUCUGAAGGUGUCUCGAGUUCAGGAGCUCAAGAACCUGCGCCUCCUGUUAAAAGCCCUUCUUCCCAUAUACCUCAACCUGCAUCGGCAAAGAUCAGUAACAGAGGAGUGAGAAGACUCCCAGUGCCUCCCCGUGAGGCAGUGGCGAAUAAUGAUAAGCCCACACGAGUCCACAGAAAAUCUGCUUCUUAUUCCUAUACGUUGUCUCCUGCUCCAAAGUCUCGUCCCAAAUGGCAUGGAGACGCAGAGGGGUCGAGUAAUGCUAAAAGUCCUGCAAGGUCAUUAAGGGCGAAUGUACCUCUGGAAAACCGUUCUCGUUCCCCAACAGCAUGGGUGCCUACAUACUCUUCUCCACAUCGUUCAGGGCCGAAAAAUGAUCGUGCUUUCUCCCAAUCCCCGCCAACAUCCCCUCUCACCCAAUCUUUUUCGUCGCAAACAGCAUCCCAUACGAGAGCUGUGUCAGUGUCACAGCUCAAUUUUGAUGCUUCUGUUGCGUAUAGUCAAUCAAAUUUCUCUCCGUUUAGCGCUGGUUCAACUCGCUUUGAACCAUGCCAUCAUCAUCCUCCGCACACCUUCAAUCCCAACUCGCUGUAUAACUCUGCUGUAUCAUCUCAUCUACAUGUCUCCUCAUCUGUACCUUCACACUUAAAUAACACUUAUGAUCAUUCAUCUCGGAGCGCUCUCCCACAGAAUUCGAGCGUUCCGUUCAUUGCUGCCAGGUCGUCUCAGACUACCUGGACGCCUCCAGUGUCAAGCUCACCACGUCGUCCCCAAUCACCAUCAUACAUAUCACAUUCCACUGGUGCCACCCAAUUCCCCCUUCACCCUUCACAAAUUACCAAUCCUACCCAGAAUGCCCACGACAGAUGGGCUACGUCUGAACACCAGUUUGUUCAUACUUGA
Lentinula edodes (shiitake mushroom) is the source of this 1032-nucleotide messenger RNA. RefSeq lists its product as uncharacterized. The record is from RefSeq and is a predicted model, not a curated record. Lineage: Eukaryota; Fungi; Basidiomycota; Agaricomycetes; Agaricales; Omphalotaceae. Bases 1 to 1032 code for a protein of 343 amino acids. The transcript is spliced from 3 exons.